AUGAUGACGGUGGAAAUCCCCCGCGCGCCCUCGCCCCGGGAAGUUCUGGGGUGUUACCCCGGCGUCCCAAAGCUGCGCCCCCCCCCCCCGCGCCCGCCCCGGGCCAGGGAGACGAGGGGACCGCGAGCAGGUCCGGCGCCAAGCUCGCAUCGCGCGCCGCCAGGCGCUGACCGCCCGGGUCGAGCCCAGGGCAUCCCCGCCGAGCACAGACGGGCGGGGGCAGGAGAGGGGGCGGCGCUGACGGGCGUCCCGGUCGCCGGGGUCCGGACGGCUCAGGUCAAGUGCAGGGCCCUCCCCGCGCCGGCGCCCACCGGCCGAGGUCAGGGGAGCGCGAUCCGCCCUGGGACCCCCACCCCCCACCCCGCGCCCCGCUCUGGCUCCGACCCCACCCGGGACCCCGCGCAUCAGGACCCCCCGACUCCGGCCUCUCCGCCUGGGGGAGCCCGGCGAGCUUUGUUAACUCCUCUCAGCCCCGGGGGCCCCGUCAGACUCCCCGGAGGCCGCGCGCCCCUUGCCUCCCACAGCGCGCCCCUCGCGAGCCGGAGCCGCACCUGUGCCCGCCGCCGCCGCCGCCGCCGUCGCCGCUCGCCCGCUCCCUUCGGCAGUGCCGGCGCCGCUCCGAACCCCACACACAUCGCUACACACAGCCCUCUGACGUCACCGAGCCCUCGGCCCGCCCACGUCACUGCGGAGACACUCGGCUUCCCGCAGACGCCGCCGCCGUCUCCGGCCGCCCGGGGGAGAGCGAGGGCGGCGGGGAGGGGGGAAGGGCGGGGCACCGAGCCAGCGGCGGCGCCGCGCGCGCGCGCACGCGCAGGCCCGCCGGCGUCGCCGUGGCCGCCAGCUGGCGGCUCCCGACCCCCCCCCACCGGGGCCGCGCGCGCCGUCUGGCCUAUUGUAGCUCCUCAGGGCGCCCCUGGCAGGGUCCGCGCGCGCGCGCGCCCCUCCCCCCAGGCGCGCGCCCGGCACUCCUGGCCUCGCGCGCCGUCUGGGCGGCUGGCGCGCGGCGCUGUCUGCGGUGCACCCGGCGCAGACAGGAUGUUCCCUCCCCGCCCCACCCCCACCGCCGCCCGCCCUCCUUCCUUCCUCGAGUCGCCCAGCCGGCUGUCUGGGGCCGCCAGCGCCCCGCCCCCGCCCCACCCGCUGCUCUGUGGUGACGGGCCAGACCCGGGGGCGCCCUGCCGCUCGGCCGCCGCGGGACAGGCAGGGAGGGGCGGGGCGGCCGCGCGGUGCACUGUGCGCGACCCCAGCAGCCGGCAGGGCGGAGGCGGGAGCCGCCCGGCACCGCGCCGCCGCCGCCCGAGGUCAGGCGCGGGCGACCCUCCCCCCGCGGGGCCGCAGCUGCGCCGCCCCGCCCCGGAGGUGGCCGGGCGGCGGCCGCCCCGCAGCGCCCCUCGUGCUGGCGCGGCCCCCCGGGCCCGCCCCCGCGGGGCCUCCCGCCCCGGCCGCCCCGCCAGCUGCCCGCGCGCCUCCCUGCCCCGGCGGCCUCCGCCCAGACGCCUUCCCGGGGCUGACCUGUGGCCGCCGCCGGGCCGGGCCGGCCGGGAGGGGUGGCAAAGUUCUGGCACGGCCGAGGGAACACAUUUCUGA
Molecule: messenger RNA, 1590 nt
Organism: Lepus europaeus (European hare)
Lineage: Eukaryota; Metazoa; Chordata; Mammalia; Lagomorpha; Leporidae
Product: basic proline-rich protein-like
Exons: 2
Coding region: 1-1590 (529 amino acids)
Source: RefSeq, a predicted model, not a curated record